Molecule: messenger RNA, 1432 nt
Organism: Oldenlandia corymbosa var. corymbosa
Lineage: Eukaryota; Viridiplantae; Streptophyta; Magnoliopsida; Gentianales; Rubiaceae
Source: the annotation of a GenBank genome assembly
AUGGUCUCAGAUAUGGUUAUGGAGAAAAGGGAUAAGCUUAGGAGUAAGAAAUUAGGGCAGUCCGAAGUGAAGCGAUACUGGCCUGGAAAAGCCCCUGAAUGGGCUGCUGAUGAUGAUGAUCAUAACGAUGAGGAUGGAGAUUUUAGAAUUUCAAGGGCUGAUGCGUUCCCUGCUCAGGAACAAUCUUUUCUUGAUCCGGUUAGAAAGAAUGAUGAUCCCAGGCUUCGUCGUUUGGCUGAGAAUAGGAUUGAUAAUCGUGAGGAAAUCAGGGCUGAUCAUAGGCGUAUUCGCCAAGCCGAAAUAAUUUCCAGCCAUGAGUCUUCUAUGGAACAAGAAUCUAUGGAUGUCGAUGAAGAAGAUGAAGAUGCAUUAGAGGAGAGAAGGAGGAGAAUCAGGGAGAAAAUGCUUCGUAGGCAGGCCGAAGAUGCUGCCCUGUUUCCGAUUCAGGAAGAAGAUGACCUGGAACCGGAAAAGGAAGAGGAGUCAUCUGAGUAUGAGACUGAUUCUGAAAACGAUGAACCAGGAUGCAUCGCCAUGAUCAAGCCGGCUUUUGUUCCAAAGCCCGAGCGUGAUACUAUAGCCGAGCGCGAAAGGCUCGAGGAAGAACAAAGGGCCGCUGAGGAGUCCACCAAGAGGAGGUCAGAAGAGAUGAGGGCUGCUGAGACAAAGAAACUUCUUGUUGAGAUGAUUCACGCGGAGGAAAAGCGUGUGAAGGACACGGAUUCUGAGGCUAUUGUUGUCGAGGAUGUGGAUACUGAUGACGAUAUCAAUGGGGCUGAGGAAUAUGAGACCUGGAAAGCUAGGGAGAUUGCAAGGAUCAAGAGGAACAGGGAGGACUCAUUGAAGGAGAAAGAUGAACAGAUUGAAAAAUUCAGGAACGUGACAGGGGAGGAAAGGAAGGAAGCUGGAAAAUCGAAAUGGAAUUUCAUGCAGAAAUACUUCCACAAAGGUGCUUUCUUCCAGGCGGAUGCUGAUGAUCGUGCCGGAACUGCUGGUACGGACAACAUUUAUAGUCGUGAUUUCUCUGCUCCGACUGGUCAGGAUAAGAUGGACAAGACAAUACUGCCUAAGGUUAAGCAAAAUAAGAACUUUGGUCGGAGGGGAAACAGUAAAUGGACUCAUCUUGUCAAUGAGGACACCACUGAUUGGAGUAAUCCGUGGAGUUUCAGUGAUCCACUUCGGCAAAGAUAUUAUGCAAAGAUGGCUGGAAUGAAGCCUAUAGCAAAACCCAAAGGGAAGUAAGAAGAUCAAGGAUUGGGAUAUGCUUUGAGUAUAAUUAUUCCUCCUGUCUUAUAACAGAUUGAACUAUUUUUUCUGGAACGGAGAGUCAAGACAACCCGCCUUCGAAUCGAAAUGGAAUUACGGUGUGAUAUAGUUCUCUAAGGCCGCCAUGCCAUCUAGCUGCGGUUGGCUUUUUAAUUGAUUACUGUCC